CGUCUCUCAAUAUUUCACCCAAUAGUCGACACAUACGCUGCACAAACCACAGGAGAUAUAUAUCCACGACACUCUGUCGCAAAUCACACACGUUCACAUCAGGCCGACGUGUGCCUUCAUGGAGGGUGUGAGAAGUACGCCCAACGGGACUGAUGCACGCCCCUGCGGCCGUGAGGACGGCUACAUGCGGCAUUGAUCCAUCACCCCCGUCGCAGGCACCUCCCCGCCCGCACACCAGCCACACACAGCCAUUGAUCGACACACGCCACACGACACCAACAUCAGCCGCGGCAGACACACAUGAAUGAAUGAGUUGGACAAAGGUAUCUCCCCCCGCCAUGCUAUGCCCCCAGAUCAUAUGUACAAACAGGUCAGUCAGGAGACACCCGGACACUACACUAAGAGAAUGCAGCUGCCAUCCAUCCAUCAGUGAGUAGCCCGAGUAGAGCCCUCACUGAUGCACGCACUGGCUGCUGUGAGGAGGGGCCCGGCAUGGCUGCGGGACCGCAUUCACUGCAUCGCCUGCCCACCGUGCUAAGGCGCGGCUGCCCAAGAGCAGCUUCACGUCCUCUUCCCCCAGCGCCUCCCUCGCCUUGGCCACGGCAGCCGCCUGCUGGCCCCACCCCUCGGCGGUCGUCACGAGGGUCACUACAGCCUUAUCUACAGGCUCGCUUUCGUCGUAGUCCAUGUCCAUGUCCCAAUCGUGUGCCGUCUUGAGUUCCAGGUAGAGGGCGUACUCGUCGCCCGCCUUAUCGCCGUGCAGCGUGAUGCGCUUGCCCCAAUCCUCGAAAAUCUCGUCUGGGCUGGUGUACGUGACGGACGGAAAGGCGGCGUGGUCCUGGUUGCUGUGGAUGAUGGCCGACGCACGCGCGAACGCCCUGGUGCUCUCCCCCACCUCUCGGCCCACGAGCGUCUUCAUGCUGCCUGGCCACGCCUCGCCGCCUUGCAUGCUGAGAGGCAGGCAGACAUGGGGGGAACAGAGCGAGUGAAAGGGGGUGGGGGACGGUGGGUGAAUACUUACUUCCUAGCACACGAUGGUGCCUCUGAAGCUAGACGCGCUGCCUCCUCCACCAAAUACUGCAGACACACACACAUUACACACAUGACUGCUGCCAUUCUCAGUGCACGCCAUCUGAGUAUCAUUGUGUGUGUCGACUUACUCUCAGAAUCGCACGGCGGGUCCUUGGGGUCGUGUGGGAAAGGGCAGUCUACCCUCGGCCGCAUGUGGUAGUCCACCAAACCUUCCAUCUCCUCCAGCGCCAGCCCCCACUCGUUCUCCCUCGUCAACCGAUGGCUAAACACCGAAAACUGCCGAACGCUCUUGGGCCGCACGUCGAAGUCCCUCUUGCUACCGAUGUUCUCCAGGUCGUCGCCCGUCAGCUGAAUGGGAAGCGGGCCAUCCACCCAUCCGUGGUGUUUGGCGAGAUGGAGGGGCCCCACCCACUCCCGCCACGCCCCGCCCUUCUCCAACACGUACACCGUCUUGAUGGCCGCCUCCACGUCAUUGCCUGUGGCGAAUGACAGCACGCCAGAGAGGCCCUCCCGAGUCAUGAUCUGCUCUUUGUGCUGCUCGAGGGCCACCGGCAGCGUCAUGCCAGCAGGGAUCUCCGUCAUGGGCUGUUUGCUGAGCUGCGCGAGGAGGGCCUGACGGCUGCUUCUGCCCUCGCCGGCCAUGGCCAUGGUGGCGGCCUUGUUGAGUGCGAUGCUCCAGAGGGAGGGCACUGGUGGAGGCUUGGGGCGCUGGCGAGCCCGGAACGCCAUGAUAUACCUGAAUAGGAAUGAACGAGGGACCAAGAAGUGUUCUCGAGAGAGAGGCGUAUGUGAAAGUGCACUUUCACCUUCUUCCGUGACUUACGUUGCUAUCGCCCCCCGAGCGUCAUUUCGCGAUCGCUUUCGGCUCGCAAAAUCCCUUCUCUCCCCUUCUUCGUUGCCCGCAGCUCUCUGUUGCCUGGUGAAUGAAGCAUCAGGCAACGCUGCAAUGAAGGCGAGCAGCCCAGCCAUACCCACCCUCCAGUGUUGAUAAAGACAAGUCCCGGUGGCCUCCCCCCUUGAAGUUCUCCCCCAACGCGCAGGGUAUGAGCAAUUUCGUCGUACGUGCCGUUCCGCUGACAUUUCCACAGGCACACUUCAGAAUCUGAGGUGGAUUGGGAGACACGUGAUGCCAU
Molecule: messenger RNA, 2165 nt
Organism: Vitrella brassicaformis
Lineage: Eukaryota; Vitrellaceae
Source: the annotation of a GenBank genome assembly